This is a messenger RNA of Anarrhichthys ocellatus (wolf-eel), 7172 nucleotides long. RefSeq names its product T-SNARE Domain Containing 1 (gene tsnare1). Gene Ontology annotation, cellular component: SNARE complex; membrane; synaptic vesicle. Gene Ontology annotation, biological process: intracellular protein transport; vesicle fusion; vesicle-mediated transport. Gene Ontology annotation, molecular function: SNAP receptor activity; SNARE binding. The record is from RefSeq and is a predicted model, not a curated record. The coding region runs from base 3026 to 3889 and encodes 287 amino acids. The transcript is spliced from 13 exons. Lineage: Eukaryota; Metazoa; Chordata; Actinopteri; Perciformes; Anarhichadidae.
GUCUGGCGAUGGAAAUAAGUGUGAAAGUGGUACUGCAGGGCAGGAGGGAGUGGCUGGCUCUGCAACGACAGGGAGAGUUAGCGUAUGGCAGAGUAAACAGAGCAGACUACAGAAUGAAUGUUAGGAGCUGGCAGGUGUCGUGACACCUGCAGCAUAUUUCACUGUUUUAAACAGUCACUGUUUUAGCUUUUGGCUUUACCUGUUCUAUGAAAAUUUCCCUGCGUGGGUUACACUGCCAGACAAAAGCUACCAGAGACAGUACUGAAUCCUCCAAGCAGACAGAGCUUCAGUCUGCAGAGCACAUACGAUAGCUCAGCCUGGAUGGCAGGUGCCAUGGAAUAGCAGAGUUUAGUUAUGGAAUAGAAUGGGGUGAUUUAUCUCAAUAAUGACUCCUUUUUUGUGUGACAAGGCAAUUUCACUGCCCAGAGGUGUUUUUUUUUCUUUCUCUCUCUCUCCUCUGCAGGCUGAAGGUUGUUUUCAAAGGGAAGCAGUGCUGAUAGAAUGGCCUGAGAUCAGACCGGAGGACGGGAGAGGAGGCUUUCGUAAACACACACAUGAGCAAUCCUUAAGUUUGUCUGUGUCAGCUGAAGACGUGGCAAUAAAAGAGGGGAUGAAGCAGAGCCGCUGGAGAGACAGACACUGGUUUUGAGUUCAUCUUUCUUUGCUUUCCUGAAGAGGUUGCCGUCGAGGGUUGAGCCUCAAAACACGCUGCCUUUUGAUUCUGCCCCUUCCCUUUGAUCCUGUCACACAAAUCUGCCAUGUGGCUGGGUAUCUGUAUCUCAGAGUAUGCACAUCAAAAAGCUUUCAAUCAACCCGGCAGUAACUUGGUCGUCUUUGUGGUAUUGGCAAAACAUCCUUUCACUUUAAUCUCAAAUUACAAGCAGGCAUGUGGCUUGUAUAUAACAUCAUUUUAGAAUCAAUGUCACAGAGAGCUUCACUCAUGGUGUUUCAAGCAGACCCAUUCAGAAUCUGCCACCAGAGCUGCUGUUACUUAUAUGUUCAUAGCUCAUGCUACCUUUGGAGCACAGUUAAAAACAUUUUUGAUAGUGGACUGAAAAAUGAGCAAUCAAAGGACGGGGUUGGGAUUGGCAUUAGUUUGUUGAAUAACAGCAGUAGACGUGAGCAAACAAGAGGAACACAAUGCGAAGCUGAAUGAUUGUUAAAAUAAAGAAUUGUAGGGACACCAACAAUUAAAAAUAGGUGCUAGACAUUACACUUGUUUAGAUUUCAUCCACUUGUUUUAUGCACAAAUUGAAAAUGCACAUGAAAAGGAGCGGAAAUCCCAGAGAGAUCUCCAACCUUUUAUCGCUUGUCUCUACUGAAGAGACGGAAAAUUGCGGCAGGAUGAAAACAUCAGUUUGGUGUGGAGCGAUGAAGAGACUGUAAACUUCCUCACAUUAAUCCAUGAAACAAACAUAAAUGCCGUCAUUCCCAACAUUUUCUACAUUGUUUUUAACCAUUUGAAGUUUGACUGGCAAGCAUUCAGUCAUUCAAUUCUUCCGUGAUUUAAAUAGAAUCUGAUGAACCAACUGUUAAUAAUCGCAUUUCCCUCUGCUGAUUUGCUCUAAAUUCCCUUUAAAUGUGCGCUACAUUUGAGUGGAAACCUGCUAAUGUUUGAGAAUGUAUUCAAUGUUUGCCUGUAGUGAAGAAAAAUGUAAUAUCCAGAUUUUUAAGGGGACAGAUUUAGUGAUUUGCUUUCUGUACAACAAAGGAUCGUGAUGGGGAGUUAUUGUUUACAAAAUGUAUGAAUGUACAGAGGGCCAAUCAGAAAUAAACCAGUGUAUUAGCUUUUAUUUAUACAUUCAAUCAAAAUCUUGGAACCAAAUUCGACCAAAGCAUCAUCUGUAGAAUGUUUGUAAUUUGAAGCAAUGGCUUUGGUAAUGUGUAAUAAACCAUUUACAUACAUUUCAUAGAUCAGUUGGAAGCAUAACACAAGUUUUGCGUUUACGUGUUGGGAGAAUCCAUUUAGUUGGUGUUAAUCCUUAACUUUGUAAUAAUUAGUUCUAAAUGUUGGUAACUCAUGAAUAAAUGCUCCUCGGUUUCUUACUUUAUAAUGAACCACAAAGUCUGCAGUUAUGUUAGUAAGUCAACACAGGCCCAGGACAUCAUCAUCAUGUCCACAUCUAUACCCUUAAUGUGAGAUAGGUCCUGAAUGAAGGCUUGUACAAUACAUGUCAAGUCUGCAGUUGUAAAUGUUAACAGGGUGUCAAUGAAUGGAUUUUGGUCCACAUUCUCUGCAGCAUCGGGCAAGUAAGUGGCCUAAUGGUCUACUAGUCUAUCUGAUGAGUAAAAGCAGCUAGCUGACACCAUUGUGAUGCUGAAGGAAGAUGAAAACCAGGGAUUUUUAGUAAAGUUAUUACAAUUGAAUGUCCAAAACACACUUCAUGUCAUUACUAUUUAUCUUAUAGGAACCGUGGAAGCCUGUGAAAUAUGUUGUGCCAAUCCAACCCUUUAAAUUUAGUUUAUAACUAAUAUAUAAAUCAUUAGUAAAUAGUGCAUAAACCAUUAAUAAACCCAAUAGUUUUAAUUGAAUGUGCCCUUUAUAUUUGUCCCUAAGUUUCUGAUUUAUAUUUGCUGUCCAACUCUUUCUUUAAGUGCAGCCCUGUCAGUUCUCCAGGUGUAUUCAGCUUGUUUGAAGAGUUGUGGCAGCGACGAUUUCUACUGAUUGGCAGUUUCUGCUAUAUUGACUUGAUAUGGCUUCUUGGCUGUGUCUGUUUCUCCACACCACUAUUACAGAAUUGUCUGACCGGCUCCGGGGCUACAGAUUUGCAUUAGGGUUACAUUCUUGCAGUGCACUGUGGAAUAUCGAAUAAUUCCAACAGACGUUCAUCCGACUUGCCUACAGUUUCCACCCCCGUGUUCCGCCCACUUCACGCCUCUCUCCUUAGGCUCAGCUGUGGCUCAUUCCAGUGAUUGCCGCUGGCUGACUUAAAUACCUCGGCGUUUCACCGGUGCGUCGUCAGUCCGUCCGGUUACCACUCUGGUCACGAGCCUGCAGCUGACACGCCACCAACCAUCAGGCAGAAUGUCGUAUGGAUCCAUUGAUGGAGGCUCCUUUGGCAGUCGCAACCCAUUUGGAGGUCCUACGAGCCAGGGCUACCAGCCAGUAGCCACACAGGUCAGCCCCUCAGAACUGCAAGAUGUGUUUCAGGAGACCUCCUCCAAUAUCUUCCAGAUCAACGCCAACGUUGUCACACUAGAGAAGAAUCUCCAGUCACUGGGGACAUCUAGAGACACAGAAGAGCUACGACAGAGUCUACACUCCAUGCAGCAGCAAACCAACAAAGCCAUCACCAGCACAAGCCAACUCAUCAAACAGCUCUCUGAUAUAAUCAGUGGCUCUUCACGGCAAGACCGUCUGCACCUGACCAGACUAAAGACCGAACUGUCAGAGUCUGUGCAGCGCUAUGGGGAUCUGCAGAAGAAAAUUGCAGAGCGUUCAAGGGCCUUGCUCCCUCCAGCACAGACAGACAAGAAGAAGAGUCCUCAGACCCCGUUCACUGAGCAGAUGGAGCAGGGUCCACUGUUUGGAGAAGCAGUAGACUCAGAGGAGGUGGCUCAGGCUUUCCUGUCUGAGAUCAGUGAGGAGGACGUGGAGGUGCUCCGCCAAAGAGAGGAGGCCCUUCUGCAGAUCGAAAAAGACAUGCUGGACGUCAGUCAAAUAAUGAAGGAUCUGGCCAGUAUGGUCCAUGAACAAGGUGACGCCAUAGACAGCAUUGAAGAUUACAUCCAGACUACGUCGUCCAACGUGGAAUCAGCCAAUCAGGAGCUUGCAAAGGCCAACCAGUACCAGAGGCAGCUGAGGAAGAGGAAGUGCUACCUCCUGGUGGCCGGAGCCAUCGUCCUCAUCGUCCUCAUCGUCAUAAUUGCUGUUUCAGCAAGAAAAUGAGACCACCACCGAGGUAGCUGCUAUCAUUACCAUGUUGCCAUGGCGCUCCUGCCCUGUCUGAUCCCUGACCUGAGCAGCUGGUUUCCAGUAGGAGAGAGCUUACCUGCAACAACAUCUCUACUCCAUCAUCCCUACCUCUGUUUACAUGUGCAUCAGGCCGAGACAGAGGCCUUUCUCAGCAUACAGAUUCAUCAAGAGUGAGCCUCUCAUGUAAUCAUCAUAGUAGUUAUUUUUCUUUCUUUUCUUUUUUUUUGUCUGUGACUCAAACGUUAUCAUCAAAGCUGAAGUCAAACAUGCGAAUUUAGGGAUUACGUCAGAGGCACGAGCUGGGCUGUCUGCGGAGGGUUGCUGUUGUAUAUGAGCUAUAUAUUUCAGCUUCUAACUGUCAUCAGACAACCGGAUGAAGGUGGAACAGGAGAUUCAGGGUGAGACAAGGCCAACAUGAUCUCACAGAAAUAAAUAACCACGACCUCCUAACAGAGCAUUAAGUGGUGGCGUCAUGUGUCAAAUGACGUGCUGCCACCACGGUAACAAUUUACGCUUCGGCUUAAGCUACAAAACUAGUGUUAGGUUUGGGAAAAACAUAAAGGUUGGGUUUAUAAUAAGUAUGCAAGCUCAGUAUAAUAUGUAAACACGUCUUGCAUGUACAACAUUAUGCAACACAAACACCUCUUUGCUGAAAGUCCUAUAAUUUGUGUCCUCCACAACAUGGCCUGAUGAACAUUUAAUUGUUUACAUGGUGGCAACAUAUUGGCAACAUAUUUUUAACAUAUUCCAUGCCAUAUUUCUGUGAGAUCAUACUGGACAUACUUGACCUUCACAGUCGUCUCUGAUGUGCUGUGCGCUCUGAUUAUUUUAUGUGUUUUUACUGAAACAGACUUCAUAUUUAUCAGUUCGUAGUGUAAUUUAAUCAGUAUUGUAGCAUUUGUUGAUAUUGGUAAAUAUUGUUUGACCAAAUACAUCUUCCCAAAUAAAAGUUCAACGGCAACAAAAAGUUCUGUCUGUUUGUGUUUUGCCAACACUAAAUAAAAUAGUAGAAAUAUCAAUAAUGAAUCCUAUUGCCGUGUUUCUUUGCAUCCGACUAGGUUCGCUACGGUUUUCAAAGGGUUUUAUCCCAAAAAGAACUUCCAGAUUAAAUGCAGCUGUUAAACCCUAUUGCUAUGUCAAAAUGAGCACAGGUUCAGGUGAACCAAAACUGCACUGCACCAUCAGUGGAUAACUUAAAAACAUAAUCAAACCAGCAUUUAAAAUUAGGUUUUUUUUCGGCGUUGAUUAAUAUUUAGAGAUUGCCGCUGCCAUUGCCGGUCAAAAUCAUUUUCACAGGAUUUGGAUUUGCAGACAGGUUCAGAUUUUUAACCUGCUAAAUAUCCCUGGGUGUCUGCAUGACACAUAGCUAAACGCAUGUUUGCCGCUGUUGGUGAGUGGAAGUUCAGAGCUAAAACUGUUUUAGCUAGACACAGGGGGAGGAGCUGAGACAUCCGGACUGAGUGUGGAGCUGCUCCCAAUCAUUGAAAGGGCCAGUUGAGGUGGUUCGGCCAGCUGACCAGGAUGUGUUUUAAGCAACUCCGUUUGGAGGUUUUCCAUGUGUGACCACGGGCCGCAGCAAGGCCCGGAUUUGGUUUACAAUUUUUAGGGUACACUGGCCCUUUAAUAUUGGCUCAAACCAACCAAAAGCCCACAGAUCCUCUAUUGGUACAUACAGUAUGGCGGUAAAUGAUGGACUAAGACAGGAUUCCCCCAAGAUUACAAAAUGUAUUACAUCAAAUAUUUUAAACAGGGUAUUAAUAAAAACACAAGGAAUCCAUUCAAUCUAAUAUAUCCAACACAGUAAAAGGUAUAUAUCCAAUAUACUUCGUGCCACAAAUUACAGUAGAAGAGGGGAGUGCGACAGGAUGAACGGUUGUAGCCGCAGACAGAGGGGAAAGUAAUACUGGGAGAGAGUACUCACACAAACACACACACACACACACUGCAAAGCAAAAGGGUAAAGAAACAAUUCGUGGAGGGAGUGCAAAGAAAACUACCACCAAACACACGAUUAUGGGGUUGUGAAGCACAGGUGAAAAACUCAUUCACCAAACCCUCCACCAUCUGGGCGGCCACACUUCUCACUGGCCCUACAGCACUCGGACAGACAGACAGAAACCAGGUGUUCAGCCUACAAUGUUAGCACCACAUGGCAGCUACAAGAACCUGCUAUUCAUUUCUUGGGGGAAAGCAAUGAGCGCCACGAGGGCAACAAAAUGAACUAACACCAACAAUAACCAACUAAUAAACUAAAACAAACCCAAACAAAACAAAACAGCAAUGGCAGUCAGCGUCUCUCCUGCCUGCUUACUGCACAGCCCUCAUCUGGAAAGCUCCAGGAAGCGAGAGUCGCUAUGGAGCCAGACCAAAGCAUUGCACGUGACGGGCACAACCUGUCGCACCAGGGGUUAGAGAGGAAAGGCACAGCUCAUCGGUACGGCUUAUACAGGGAGCCAAACAAAUUGGGAACAAGGACGUAGGAGGUACUAAGGCCUACCUAGCCCUACAAUAGCCUAGGAGGGACAUUGCAUGACCAGCUACACAUGCUAUAAAAAGACAAUCUCUUUGGUUUUGUUGCUAUAACUAGUUUGAAUCAAUUAUAAUAUUAAAUUAAAGCUGCAAGCAGCAUUGAUCGGGCCCUUGCAUCUUCACGCAUGUCGAGGGUACUGUCAGGACUCUGGUUGAUGUAGCCAUUCAGUUCUGUGACCAUCAGACACUGCAUGCACGAGUUAGACGGUAUUUCCUGUGGUACCAGUGGCGUAGCCAGUUCAUUUUGCCAGGUCUUAAGACUCGAUUGUUUUGAGUGUAUCUCCGAAUACAAUCAUAAAUGCAAGCCUGUAAAGUUUUACAAAAAGACGAUUGUUUGUGAAUGCGAUUUAGUGUAACAUAACAGACUGUCAAAGUAAAUGCAGGUCUCAAAAACGACGUCUCAAAAUGGCAGCUGCACUACUUUCGAUUGACACCUCACUUGACCCAAUAGGAGCUUCCAUGUCCUGUCCACAGCCUACAAUAGCCAACAAGAGUCCGCGUUGAAGGAAAGUGCCUGCCCCUCUUCUUUCAUGUGAAGACCGAGCUAAAUGCAACCGAUCGUUCUGAUGACUGAUGCUUCGUAUAGCCAAUGAAAUUUCGAAAACACCGAUAUGCUGCUUCAGUGGGAAGAUUUACAGCCACAACAAGGAAGUCACUGCGUAAAAGCGAGAGUCUGCUGCCUGUGUCCGUGCCUAAAAUGUGGUUUUUGAGAGUUUUGGAGACUUUA